Triplophysa rosa is the source of this 2983-nucleotide messenger RNA. Its product is annotated as cytospin-B. Gene Ontology annotation, molecular function: protein binding. The transcript is spliced from 11 exons. The record is from RefSeq and is a predicted model, not a curated record. NCBI's taxonomy places the organism in Eukaryota, Metazoa, Chordata, Actinopteri, Cypriniformes, Nemacheilidae. The coding region runs from base 174 to 1619 and encodes 481 amino acids.
CAGUUUUUAACUGGGUUUAACACCCACAUCCUGAAGUGUGCACAGGAUCUGCGCCCGUCUCGUGGAGAGGUGAGACUCCGUCAGAUAUGGACAACAUGUAGAAGUUCACACUCAACCCCGGGAAUAUAAAACCUUUAGAAAGAUUACAAAAAAAGUGCUGGACCUUUGGGAACAUGGGGAAUAACUCUGGGAAGGAGCGGCAUGGAUCUUCAGUUAUCACUGUUGAUCUGUCUGAAACGUCUCCCACCUCACCACAUUCCCUCACUCCUACCACAUGGUCACCAACUACUCAGCUAGCGCCCAUUAUCAACAGCCCUUCCAGGACUAGAACAAACACCACCAACUCUGAGUCAGCUCAAGACGUUUUCAGUCCACCACUGAUCUCAACCAAUCACAUUGAGCUGCUAGAGGACUGCAAAACAGGGCUCACUAAUCAUAUCCCAGAGGAGGUACUUACGUUGACACAGGUAUCUGGGCACAUAGCUCAGCUCUCGGAUAUAUGUGUGAAGGGAAACACAAUAGUGGGCGCCACUGAAGUGGAUGCAAAAUUGCUACAGAAGUGUUUCAGCACACUGGGACUCUACAAUGAAGAGUCGAAAUACACACUGACUGAUCUGUUACAGUGUUUUCUGGUGGAGAGGGAGAAGAUGAAGGAGGAAUUGAGAAGCUGUAAAGAAAAGAUUCAGGCCGAACGUGAGGAGUGGAAACAAUUUCAGGAUGACCUGAAGGUGGCGCUAGUGGUUUCAGACAGACUGAGAGAAGAGGCAGAGGAAGAGUUGAGUGUUCUAAACUCGGCUGGACAGGACUGGGAAAGGCAGCUAACUGAUGCCCUGGAGGGUAAACAAAACCUUGAAAGUCAACUGAAGAGUCUUAACAUUGAACUUGAGCAGAGCAGACAAAAAACAAAACUGGUCACAAGCAACCACCAGGGGGCACCACCUCUAAGGGCCCUAGAGACGAGGGCCGAUAAGGGAAACGUGGACAGAUAUGGCAAGGGAAUUGUAUCAGCCGAGAAAAGAAAAGAGGAGCAACUGUGGACAGACGAGAUGAAACGAAAAAGAGAAAAGAAUGUCUCUGGUAGUACAGAAAGGUCAAGACUGCCCUCAGAUUAUCCUGCUGUUGUUGUGAAUGGUACCUCUCAUCGCUCUGUUACUGGAACAACAGAUUCAGAUAGUAAAGAAGAGAAUUUGAUCCUGCAAACAGCUACAACUUCAGGUCUAGAUGAGCCAAACAGGGUCAACAGAAGAACACAAGAAGAUUUCUCUCCAGCACUCAGGUUUUUGAGGCUUCAUGGUGGUUCUAAGCGUAACUCACUGCUUCGCUGGUGCCAGGGUAGAACUCAAGGAUACAAGAAUAUUGAGAUCACUAAUUUUAGCAGCAGCUGGGUGGAUGGUUUGGCCUUCUGUGCAAUUUACCACAGUUACCUUCCCUCUCACAUACCAUACAACACGCUCAGGCCAGAGAACAAGAAAGAAAACCUUGAUUUAGCGUUUCGAACGGGAGAAGGUUUUGGAAUCUCUGCAUCACUGACAGUAGACGAGAUGCUGAAAGAUGAUGCACCUGACUGGCACAGAGUUUUGGAAUAUGUGGAGAGUAUCUAUCGACAUUUUGAGAUGUGACACUAUGAAUACACAUCUUUAUCAUAAAUGUAACGAUCACAGACACUCAAAAUUCCACCACAGGAACCAUACAAACAUGGAUUUGAGUGGGGAACAUCACCCGCCUAUAUUUGAAUUCAACAACAUCUUAGUGUGGGGGAAGAGAAUUCCCUAUGUUCAUCUUUGUGAAAUGGUCUGGGAUCAGAUUGUUUUAAUAGCAAAUAGGUUUGGGCUGCUGAGGGCAGAGUAUCCAGUAUCCUUGCCCACAUUUGUGACAGUUUUUGUUUAUUAUGUCUACUCUCUGCCCUCUGUUUGUUUGUAUGUUGAAUUGCAGGGUUUUUUGUCACCCAAGGACUCAGCACGCCCCUGCUGGUAUAUUCCACAACUACGCCUAUUUUCAGGCAAAAAGCAUCUUUCUUCAUCAACACUCAUUACAAAAUAGACAUGUUUUUUGAUGCUGUAAUUUUCUUGCAGGCAACAUGUAAAUUGCAAAUAUGUCGUUUACAAUAUUUAAUAUAUUAUAAUAUGAUAAUAGAGGUUUGCCAGUGAUUGUUUUGCAAGCGUCUUAAAGGUGUCAAAUUGACCAUUUAGGGUUUGUGGACCCUAUAAAUAUAAGCAAAAUACAUUUGCUUAUAUUGCCAUCAAUCAGUCAGCAUUGUCAGAAUAAUUUUCCUUCAGCUUCAAACAGAUGUCACGUAACAUUUACGAAUUGGCUUAUAGUGACCGAUACUGAGGACCAUUAGCAAAGAUGACAGCAAGCAAGAUGCAUAUUACUGGGAGAUGAAUUGAAAUACUGGAAAUGUUUUCAGAUAGCUUUCUCCAGGUCUAACUGACCUUUUUUGGGACCCCUGAUGCUCAGAUAGUUGGAAGCUAUGAUCAGAUCUGGUCUACAGUAUAAAUCUCCAUCAGAAAUAUCUACUCCUGGAUUUGUAUCAUGCUUCAUUCUCUGUGAUCACUGUGAAUAUAAACAAUCAUUUUUGAAUAAGAAUCACAAGCUGAUUAUUCAGCAGCUGUAAUAUCAUUCUGUUUUAUUUUCAUUCAGCCCACAAGCCAUCACUGGAUACUUAAACACCAAUGAGUUUCACUUUUAUUAUUCAGAGGAAAAAGGGUCCCAAGGACAAACCAGUAUUGAUAGAUAAAUAUUCUCGUUUAUACUCAUUUGUCUUUAUGUUGUACUUAUGACUUAUUCAGACAUGUGUAUGCAAUAUUUAUUGAUCUGCUACUAGAAUAAUUUCAAUGAACCACAGACUCUUUACUUUGUUCAAAACUUUGGUUGGUAGCCAUAUUUCUUUGAUGUACACAGAAUUUAUAAUACAUUUUAUGCCAUGAAUUGCCAUAAAACUCAGUGGCUAUACGACUGUAAAUAAAAAAAUAUUAUGUGACAG